Messenger RNA from Mollisia scopiformis, 292 nucleotides. RefSeq lists its product as uncharacterized. The transcript has a single exon. NCBI's taxonomy places the organism in Eukaryota, Fungi, Ascomycota, Leotiomycetes, Helotiales, Mollisiaceae. Bases 51 to 212 code for a protein of 53 amino acids. The record is from RefSeq and is a predicted model, not a curated record.
GGCCAUGGUACCCGUUGUUGGUUAGUUUUUCAUGCUUUCUUUACCUAAUAAUGCCAAUACUGAUGCCGGACAGGAGGUCUCGCGACUUGUUGGCCAGUAUUGCGUUUCAACGGUAUUCCGUCGUGGGAGUGUUCAGUCUUCUUGUUCCGGUGGUUGGUAGGGUGGUAAGGAAGUCAUUCUUGAGCGGGGCGAAGGAGGUUCUGUCAUUUUGACGAGAGGGCGGUUCCUUGAGGUCUCGGAGCUCAUCGAAUCUUGAUCGAAUCUUCUAUUCUCCUUCCCAACUCAUACCGAA